GGGGAGAUAUAGCAAGAGCGAACGAGAGAGAGCAAGAGAUAUGUGGGGGAGAUAGCAAGAGAGAGAGAGAACAAGGGGAAUCUCCCAAAUCAGGAGUGGGGAUUGGUUAUAAUAGUAUCCCCACUCCCCAGAUGUAGAGCUCGCCCAUCCUCUAAGUUUCGCUCACCAGGCGACAACUCAUUUUUUUGCGCUCUUUAAUUGAAGUGCGAAGUUCGCGUUGACGCAGGCGACGGUUUCCCUUCGUAAAAUGCAACCUUUCCGCGCUUCGCGUCUCCUGCUGAUUCUGCUGAUGCAGAUACCUGUGCAGAGUUCACAGGCUGAACCCAAUCCGAAGGUGCUGUUCCUGGAUCUGUGGAACCGCAGCUUGUGUCACCUGAUGGAGCAGCUGGUGGAGGUGAGCCAGGAGCACCCGGCAACAGGGAUGGGCUACAUCUACCACCCCGCCUGCGUGCCACUCUGGAGGUGUGCCGGUUGCUGUAGCGACGAGAACCUGGAAUGUCACCCCUUGGUCACUCAGAACACCACCAUGCAGUUGUUGAGGAUUUCUCCAUCAGAGAAAAGCUGGCAGUAUGUGGGUCUAUCGUUUACCGAACACCUCCAAUGUGAAUGCAGACCACGCAAGAAGAAACGACAUGACGACAGCUACAGUCAAUCAAUCAUGAAUAGAAGCCGAGGAAGGAAGAAGCGAAAGAGAGCAAAGACCUGUGGCUGGUAAGAGUGUCAGGAGGGGAACGAAUAGCCCGUCUGCAGUCCUGGGGAACACAGGAAUCGACCGGCCCGAGUCAGAUUCAUCACCUUAUGUUUCUACUAAUGCAAAAAAAUAUCUGUAAAGAUUUCGUUCAACAUUUCUUACGUUUUAUCUCUGUUCCUUUAGAUAUUUCCACAGUUGUCACCGUAAAGCUUUUGUUUUACUGUAUUUUUAUUAUUUCUAAUGAUGGUGUAGGCCUAUGCCUUGAUGGAAAAUAAUAAAUUUCAAAUGAUGUGUGAGUAAAAACAUAAACCCUUAUGACCAAUAGCCUACAGUUAUUUGAGUUGACUGAUAGCAUUUAGAGGAACUAACAGGAGUUAAAAAUAAACAUAAAUAUGAUGGCAGAAA
This is a messenger RNA of Gadus macrocephalus (Pacific cod), 1096 nucleotides long. Its product is annotated as snake venom vascular endothelial growth factor toxin-like. Gene Ontology annotation, molecular function: chemoattractant activity; vascular endothelial growth factor receptor binding; growth factor activity. Gene Ontology annotation, cellular component: membrane. The record is from RefSeq and is a predicted model, not a curated record. NCBI's taxonomy places the organism in Eukaryota, Metazoa, Chordata, Actinopteri, Gadiformes, Gadidae. Gene Ontology annotation, biological process: sprouting angiogenesis; vascular endothelial growth factor receptor signaling pathway; positive regulation of angiogenesis. The transcript is spliced from 7 exons. Bases 248 to 715 code for a protein of 155 amino acids.